Molecule: messenger RNA, 2222 nt
Organism: Platichthys flesus (European flounder)
Lineage: Eukaryota; Metazoa; Chordata; Actinopteri; Pleuronectiformes; Pleuronectidae
Gene: ccng2
Product: cyclin G2
Exons: 7
Coding region: 195-1316 (373 amino acids)
Biological process (GO): mitotic cell cycle phase transition; regulation of cyclin-dependent protein serine/threonine kinase activity
Cellular component (GO): cytoplasm; nucleus; cyclin-dependent protein kinase holoenzyme complex
Molecular function (GO): cyclin-dependent protein serine/threonine kinase regulator activity
Source: RefSeq, a predicted model, not a curated record
AAGGGGAGAAAGAGACAGAACAGAGAAAGACGAGGAGGGAGAGAAGGAAGGAAGGAUAGAAGGCAGGAGUCCACAUAAACAGAAACAGGAGAACAAACAGAAACAAGAGAAGCAGCAGAAACUCGAGAGAUGCGGAUUUGAGCUCAUCAGCAGUGUGAAAAGUGGACAUCACCUCCUCCUGUGCCAACUGAGACAUGGACGCCUAUAAGCUGAUGAAGGAGCUGCGGGUGAAUUACGAGCAGGAGGUUUUUUAUCUGCCCAAAGAAACGGGACUGGUCCUCAUCGAGUCCUCCACACGGGAUGACAGUCGGAUCUCGGCCAAGUGCAGAGACGUCCAAGUGGAGGACCUGUGGAGUCUCACCAGCUUCUUCGGUUACAGCACGCAGACCUUCGUCCUGGCUGUGAACCUGCUGGACAGAUUCCUGGCCAUGAUGAGGAUCCAGCCUAAGCACCUGUCCUGCGUGAGCCUCAGCUGCCUCCACAUGGCGGCCAAGGUGACGGAGGAGGAGUGCGACGUGACGUCCAGCGACGAGCUCAUCCGCAUCGGCCAGGCCAGGUUCACGGCCUCCGACCUCUGCCGCAUGGAGAAGAUCGUCUCCGAGAAGCUCGACUUCAAGUCCAAGCCCAUCACUGCCUUAACCUUCCUGCAGCUGUACCAUCAGAUCGCACUGUCACACUCCAUGGACAGGAAGGAGACCCUGAGCCUGGAGAAGCUGGAGGCUCAGCUCAAAGCCUGUCUGUGCCGAAUCUCCUUCUCCAAAGCAAAGGUAGGAAUUCAGAGGUCCGACUGGAUUACAGCAGCUCAGUCGUCUAAUGAGUUUCUCCAAAACAUUGCUGCUUGUUUGAAAUUAACGAUUUUUCUUUCUAUCCUUUUUUCCACACAGCCGUCCGUCUUAGCCCUGUCGCUGCUGAGGCAGCAGAUCGUAGCUGUUCAGUCGGAGGACAUGUUGGAGAUCGCCUCUCAUAUCCAGAGACACUUGAAGAUUGCGGACGGCGAGCUGCGGCUGUGGAGCGAGCGCGUGGCUCAGUGUCUGUCGGACUACGCCUCGCCCGAGUGCAGCAAGCCCAACCACAGGAAGCUGCAGUGGAUCGUGUCGCGGCGGACCGCCCAGAACCUGCACUGCUCCCGCAGCGUCCCCGAGCUGCCCACCAUCCCCGAGGGGGGCUGGGGCGAGAGCGAGAGCGAGGACUCGUGUGAGGACGUGAUGAGUUCAGGUGAGGAGUCGCUCAGCAGCUCCCUGGGCAGCGACGCCGAGGGGCCGUACUUCCCUCUGCACUACCGCCAACAGAAAGACCGUGGACACCUCCUCGCCUGAGCCGCCCCCCCCCGCCUCCUCAGACCUCCUUUAAUUUAUUGCUAAAUAAGCUGUGUUGCUGAGGAGACUCGUGUAGCCGAGUGCUCUGGAUUCCUCUGGUAGACUUGGUAGACUUUAGUUAGUGAAAGUGUUGGUGCAUGUUGAGACGUCACAUUCCAGGAUGAGAGAGUUGAGGAUGAACGAGUGAAGCAGAUAAACGCCGGCGGCUCGGUUCAAGGUGCUGAGCUCACGAGGCCCGGACCCGAGCACACACAGGUCUCCUUGUUGGGGGAAAUGAUUUUGCCAAAACAUGUGUUGUUUAUUUCCUAGAAUGUUUCUGACUGUUAUUAAUCGAAGACUGUUUUGAUUAAGGGUAAAGAGAAGUUUGUUCAGAGCAGUCGCGAGGUUUCGUUUCACCCUCGUCAACAUCACGAUAUCAUUUGUGCGGCUUGUUGGAACGAAACUGGAGCGUUUGAUUUCUCUGAUCGUCUGUCACAAGUUUGAUUGGCACAGUUUUUCUUUUUAAAUCUCAUUUCAAGCGUUAAAUGGUAAAACUGGAGUUUGUGUUUGAAGAGAAACUGAAGAGUGAGCGAUGCUAUGCUUCAGAAUCGGAGCCUUGUGGUCACCACAGGGUGUUCAGACUGUGUGUGUGUGUUUGUUGACGUGUGUGUGUGUGAUAUAUUUAAAGUUAGAAUGUAGCUAAAAUAAAUGGUCUUUGAUUCUUUUCUGAAAGAAUGUUGAAUGAAAAGAUGGCGACCACGUGUCCAAAAAUUCAAAAAAAUGUAAAAAAAAUGUUAAUACAAAAACAUGUAAAACUGUAAAUGAUGUACAAAAAAAAAUGUUAAUAGUUGUGUAGAUAUUGAGUUAUUUAUUCUUUUUUGUCACCUGUACUGAAAAACGAAAAUCUUAUAAAAAUCUUAUUUUUUA